This is a messenger RNA of Pogoniulus pusillus (Red-fronted tinkerbird), 8204 nucleotides long. It is a transcript of the gene ATP11A, whose product is annotated as ATPase phospholipid transporting 11A. The transcript is spliced from 30 exons. NCBI's taxonomy places the organism in Eukaryota, Metazoa, Chordata, Aves, Piciformes, Lybiidae. The coding region runs from base 638 to 4246 and encodes 1202 amino acids. Gene Ontology annotation, biological process: phospholipid translocation. Gene Ontology annotation, molecular function: ATPase-coupled intramembrane lipid carrier activity; magnesium ion binding; ATP hydrolysis activity. The record is from RefSeq and is a predicted model, not a curated record. Gene Ontology annotation, cellular component: plasma membrane; recycling endosome; endoplasmic reticulum.
UCUUCCUCUCGGAAGGCUUCGCGCUGACCCCCGGGCCAAGCGCCGGCGCGGGCAGUCCCCCAGCAAGCGGAUGUCAACGGCAGACACCAAAGCUCACCGCCGCCGCGCGCCGCACCGUGUGUAGAAGCGGGGGCGGAGGGGGAGGGGUCGCCAGCGCGCGCAUGCCCGCCCGCCCGCCCCGCGUGACGUGCGCCGCCGGGGCCGCCCGACGAGAUCAAAGUGGGAGCGGCGCGAGGCGGGUCGGGUCGGUACCGGUCGGUGUGCGCGAGAGGCAGGGGCGCGGGGGUGGCCUCCUCCCGCCCACGGGGUAGAGAUCUGGGCGGCUCGCGCCGGAGGUUGUUGGCCAGGCGGCUCGGCGGCUGUUGGUGGCAGUUUAUCUUGCCCGCUUCCCUUCCGUCAGAGUGUUGUGGCAGCAGCGUGGGGCAUGAGGGGCCGUGGGUCGCCGCGCCGCAGUGGCGGUGGCCAGCACGUGGCAUAGCCGGGGACGGCGGCAAGCUCCGGGCCGGGAUAACAGCGGUGUGGCCGGCCGAGCGCGGCUCCCUGCAUGUGGAAAGUGAGGCGAGCCAGGGAGCCCGGUGGCACCGGCGAGCACCCGGCCGCGCGGUCCUGACUGCCCGGGCAGCGGCGGCCGCCCGCCAUGGAUUGCAGCCUUCUCCGGACCCUCGUGAGCAGAUACUGUGCUGGAGAAGAGAAUUGGGUGGACAGUCGGACUGUUUAUGUUGGGCAUCGUGAACCACCUCCAGGCACCGAAGCGUACAUUCCACAGAGAUUUCCAGAUAACCGAAUAGUCUCAUCAAAGUACACCUUUUGGAACUUUGUACCAAAAAAUUUGUUUGAACAAUUCAGAAGAAUAGCUAACUUCUAUUUUCUCAUCAUUUUCCUUGUUCAGUUAAUUAUUGAUACACCAACUAGUCCAGUUACAAGUGGACUUCCACUUUUAUUUGUCAUCACUGUAACAGCUAUCAAACAGGGUUAUGAAGAUUGGCUUCGGCAUAAAGCUGACAAUGCAAUGAACCAAUGCCCUGUUCAUUUCAUUCAACAUGGUAAACUGGUUAGAAAGCAAAGUCGAAAAUUGAGAGUUGGAGAUAUUGUGAUGGUAAAAGAAGAUGAAACAUUCCCGUGUGACUUAAUAUUUUUGUCAAGUAGCAGAGGAGAUGGAACUUGUUUUGUUACGACAGCUAGUUUGGAUGGUGAAUCCAGUCAUAAAACGUACUAUGCUGUUCAAGAUACGAAGGCAUUUCACAGUGAACAAGAAAUCGAUGCACUGCAUGCUACCAUUGAAUGUGAACAACCUCAGCCUGACCUUUAUAAAUUUGUUGGUCGAAUAAAUGUUUACCAUGACAGGAAUGAGCCUAUUGCAAGGCCAUUAGGAUCUGAAAAUCUGCUUCUUAGAGGAGCCACUUUAAAGAAUACAGAAAAAAUAUUUGGUGUUGCUAUCUACACUGGCAUGGAGACUAAAAUGGCAUUAAAUUACCAGUCAAAAUCACAGAAGCGAUCUGCUGUAGAAAAAUCUAUGAAUGUAUUCCUUAUUGUAUACCUCUGUAUACUCAUCAGUAAAGCACUAAUAAAUACUGUCCUGAAGUAUGUCUGGCAGAGUGAACCAUUUCGUGAUGAACCAUGGUAUAAUCAGAAAACAGAACCAGAAAGGAAAAGAAAUUUGUUCCUUCGAGCUUUUACAGACUUCCUUGCAUUCAUGGUUCUUUUCAACUACAUUAUUCCUGUAUCCAUGUAUGUCACUGUGGAAAUGCAGAAAUUUCUAGGUUCUUAUUUCCUUACAUGGGAUGAGGAAAUGUUUGAUGAGGACACAGGUGAAGGACCACUGGUGAAUACUUCUGAUCUCAAUGAAGAGUUGGGACAGAUUGAGUAUGUCUUCACAGAUAAAACAGGAACAUUAACUGAGAACAACAUGGAAUUUGUAGAAUGUUGCAUUGAAGGGCACAUUUAUAUACCACAUGUUAUCUGCAAUGGCCAAAUUCUCCAUGACUGUACAGGCAUUGAUAUGAUCGAUUCUUCUCCAGGAGGAAGCGGAAAGGAGAGAGAGGAACUGUUUUUCCGAGCUCUUUGUCUCUGCCAUACUGUUCAGGUAAAAGAUGAUGACAGCGUUGAUGGAGUGAAGAAAAACCAUCUCUCAAGAAGGUCUUGUAUAUAUAUUUCAUCAUCACCUGAUGAAGUUGCUUUGGUUGAGGGAAUACAGAGACUUGGUUACACUUAUCUAAGGCUGAAGGACAAUUUUAUGGAGAUCUUAAAUCGGGAAAAUAACAUAGAGAAGUUUGAAUUAUUAGAGGUUUUGAGUUUUGAUUCUGUGCGACGACGCAUGAGUGUAAUUGUUAAAUCUUCAACAGGUGAUAUAUUUCUGUUUUGUAAGGGAGCAGAUUCUUCCAUAUUUCCUAGAGUUAAAGAAGGCAAAAUUGAACAAAUACGAUCCAGAGUUGAACGCAAUGCAGUGGAGGGACUGCGAACAUUGUGUGUGGCGUAUAAAAAGCUCACAGCAGAAGAAUAUAGCUAUGCACAGAAGCUGCUUCAGAACGCAAAGUUGGCUCUUCAAGACAGGGAAAAGAAAUUGGCAGAGGCGUAUGAGAAGAUAGAAAGAGAUUUUAUUUUACUUGGUGCUACAGCUGUUGAAGAUAGAUUACAAGAAAAAGCUGCUGACACAAUUGAAUCUCUCCAGAAAGCUGGGAUUAAAGUUUGGGUUCUCACAGGAGACAAAAUGGAGACUGCUGCAGCUACUUGCUAUGCUUGCAAGCUAUUCCGGAGAAAUACGCAAAUACUUGAGCUAACCACGAAGAAAAUUGAGGAACAGAGUUUACAUGAUGUGCUUUUUGACUUAAGCAAAACUGUUCUAAGACACAAUGGCAGCUUAACCAGGGAUACUUUCUCAGGACUUUCAACUGAUAUGCAAGAUUACGGAUUAAUUAUUGAUGGAGCAGCUUUAUCAUUAAUAAUGAAACCAAGACAAGAUGGGAGCUCUGGUAACUAUAGAGAGCUCUUCCUUGAAAUUUGCAGGAAUUGCAGUGCAGUGUUGUGCUGUCGAAUGGCACCUCUGCAAAAAGCACAGGUUGUAAAACUGAUUAAGUUAUCAAAGGAGCAUCCUAUCACAUUAGCAAUUGGUGAUGGAGCAAAUGAUGUCAGUAUGAUACUAGAAGCACAUGUUGGUAUAGGAAUUAUUGGUAAAGAAGGUCGUCAAGCAGCAAGAAACAGUGACUAUGCAAUACCUAAAUUUAAACAUUUGAAAAAAAUGUUACUUGUUCAUGGGCACUUUUAUUACAUUAGGAUAUCUGAACUUGUGCAAUACUUCUUUUAUAAGAAUGUCUGCUUCAUUUUUCCUCAGUUUUUAUAUCAGUUCUUCUGUGGAUUUUCACAACAGACUUUAUAUGAUACUGCGUAUCUAACACUGUACAAUAUCAGCUUCACUUCUCUUCCUAUCCUCUUGUAUGGUCUAAUGGAACAACAUGUCAGUGCAGACACACUCAAAAGAGAGCCUUCCCUGUACAGAGAUGUUGCCAAGAAUGCUUUGCUGCGCUGGCGUGUAUUUAUUUAUUGGACAUUCCUAGGAGUGUUUGAUGCUGUGGUAUUUUUCUUUGGUGCCUAUUUCCUGUUUGAAAACUCAAUUGUGACCAGCAAUGGACAGCUAAUGACAACCAGCACUCACAUGAUGUUUGGAAACUGGACUUUUGGAACACUGGUGUUUACUGUGCUUGUAUUCACGGUUACACUGAAGCUUGCACUAGAUACACACUAUUGGACAUGGAUAAAUCACUUCAUGAUCUGGGGGUCACUGGUAUUCUACAUUAUCUUUUCUCUGCUCUGGGGAGGAAUUAUUUGGCCUUUUUUCAAUUAUCAGAGGAUGUAUUACGUGUUCAUGCAAAUGCUGACUAGUGGUCCUGCAUGGCUGGGUAUAAUUCUGCUCAUAACUGUCAGCCUUCUUCCUGAUGUUCUCAAGAAGGUCUUAUGCAGACAGUUGUGGCCUACAGCAACAGAAAGAAUCCAGAAUGCAUCGAGGCACUGUCGGGAGCACAUCUCAGAAUUCACACCUCUUGCCUGUCUGAAAAGCCCAAGAUACAGGAGUAGUGACUGCAGCAAUUCCCCGGCAAGAAGGUCUAAUUCUCGUUCUAAAAAAAUGCUGUUUACGCACUGGAGGGGCAUUGAUUAUUCCGUACUUCCAUCUGUCUUUGGCAGUUCAAGUAAGAAUUGCCGUUCCAGUGCAGGCUACGGCUACAGUGGGUCAGGUUUGGAGACGUCUGUAUGACAGAACACCGAGUCAAGCCUUUAAAAACUGUAAUUUUGUUUAUUUCCUUUUUCAGUAAAUGAAACAUGUCACAGAAUAGACUGAACUGUACUUGGGUUUUACCGUCUGAGGUAGCGUUCAGGCAAACAGGAUCCAGAGCUAGAAGUAUGAACCCUUCCAGGCUGAUAGGUCUCUUUUUAUGUUUUGAACUGUUGGAGCAAUGAACAAAAUCUGCACAGUCUGGUACUGUGAGACUGGUAGCACUAAAAAUUAUCUUCAUCCUGUGUCAAGACUUCUGUGCAUUUACUGCUUGUGUCAUCUUUAGUCAUUUUCUUUAUUACUUGAAGUGUAUAGUUUCAGUCGGUGACCGACAUCUUGAUAUCAAUGGUUUUAAUUUCAGCCAGGAGUAGUGACCUCAGUUAUCUCCCAUGAAAGUCUCCUACAGCAUAUUUAACACAUCCUUUUCCUGAUGUUUAUUCUGUCCUUUUUCUUUCUUUGCUCUUUCUGUAGAACAAACUGGUGUUUCCUCUGUGCAAAUCUGCUUUCAAGAAAUACUCUCUAAUGUUCACCUCCUUGUAAGUGGCCAAAUCAGGGCAAUGUCUGGUUUCCAGUUAGUUUUCUGGUGUAGAAGGAAAGGCAAAACAAUCCUUGAGUACAGUACAUACAGGCUGUGUGAAGUCAAGUUGGCUGUCAAAUAGGUAUCUACUCAAACUGAAUGUAAGCAUUUUGCCUACAAAGUCUUUCUGAGUUGUUCAAGUUGCAGAUACCUGGUGUUUCCAUUUCCUAUCUCUCUGAAUGUAAAAUAUGCAUAGCUGAAAGUAUUGCACAUUACACUUUUUGGACUCUCUUCUUUUUCCCCUUAGCAGAAAAAAACACUGGUUUCCCAAAUAAGUGUCAGAUACUGUCUGAAUUAAUUUCCUUGAUUUUGAUUUUCCUGUGUGCAUGGUUACUACUGGCUUGGCAGAUGUGUUGCAAAGCACACAACUGGUGACUUUUGCAAUCAAACCACGAGGUGGCACAUGGCAGUUUACUAACAGUUGGACCUUUGUUGUGAUACAGAAACUAGUCUGACUGCAAGGAUUCUGUUCAAAUCACUUCAGGAGUGACAGCCAACUUGCACUUCUCUCUUCUCUGCUACAUUUGUGUUUCCUUGCACUGAUUCAGCUAUUAGCUGUGUCCUUGUCCUGUUUCUUUAGUCCAGUGUUUUAUUUUGGGGUACAAAAUUAUCUGAAGGAGUAAUCCGAUUCCAGUCAAGUUUAGCCUGCUAUUUAGAACUGGUUUAUAACCUCAGUCAUUAAAUACCUCUGAGGAGGACAUCAGCUAAAAAAUUAUUUCAAUGUGAAAACACAAUGUUUGGAAUCAGAGCUGCAGAUGUUACUGGAAGGUGGGGCCAAGACACUGUUAGUUGCCUUUUGAAAGCACGAGGGUGGCACAGGAAAAACUUGCGUUAAAAACCCAAAGAACAAAAAAAAAAACCCAAACAAAAAACAUAACAGAGGCAAAACAGUUUAGUUGCUGAUUUACUUUUUAAUAAAAGAAAAACUAACAUAGCAGGAAAUAUUCUUCAUAAUCCAAGUAAAUUUCACAGUAAACAGUGAAAUGAUAUUAAAAUGCCCUAGGACAAAGAGACUGUAAAGAGAGUGUUGCAUUUUCAGUAUACCAAAGAUAAGAGAGUUGUAUAAAGUCUAUGGGUGAGCACCACCAAUGAAGGUAUCUUAGACAUUUCCCAUGUAGCACUUUUAAGUUUCAAAGAAUGUCUGCAUACCAGUAACAUUUUGAGAUCCAUACCUGUGGGGGUGUGCACAUAUACUUGCCAUUACAGACUUGAAUGUUGGUCAGUUGGAACCGUCCCCUACAUAAAACACUGGUGUAUAUAUUUUUAAAGAGUUAAUAUGGGUAUAAAUUUUAUACCAGUAGCAGUGACAAAUUUCUUGUGUGUAGUUAACAAAUUAUUUGUAAUGUAUUUUUUAGAAAUCUUUAAAAUUGCCUUUGCACUGAAAUAUUUUUCAUACUGUAGCUAUUUAUAACUCUGGUUUACGCAUACAUUUGUUAACACACCAUUUCUAUUUAAGUAUAUGUUUUGAAGGCUUUUUUUUUUAUACCUAUGAGUUUUGGCCACUUGAAUUUAGCUUCCAGUGGAGUUGUGGCUGAAUGUGAAAAUCCUGAUGAAUGUCAGAUUAGAGAUACAGGUCUAUUGCUCUGUCAGUCUCACCCAGACUUGAUACUUUGUUGGUAUUUGUGAUAGCGGUGGUUAGGGCGCUGUAUUUUCAGUGCUAAACCAUUCUUGCUAGCUUUUUUACUCUGUAAAGCCUCCUGCUUUUUUACUUUUCUGAUUUCCAUCUUUUAGCCUUAAAUAAGGAAAUUUUUGCUUGAUGUUUUUGAAAAUGCUGCAUUCCUGUUCUGCCUACUAACAAAGCAGUUCACUGCAAAUUUUGUGUAGCCCUGCACCUAGAAAUUGACACUUUUAUUCAGGCUGAAACAUCUACGUAAGUGCUUGAGAAAUUUUAGUUGAACAUGUCAAAUUUUGGAGGAGAAGGAAUGCUUGUAUUUAGAUGGGAGUUUCUGCUUUGAUUUAGCAAUACUUUUCUCUUUAAAAGUUGGUACUGUUUGUUAAAAUAGACUGUUUAAUGGAGGAAAAAAAAACCAAACAAACCAUAAACCAUGAACUCAAGUUUCACUUGAUGUGCUUUUGCUUCAGUCUUUGUUACUGUUGCCAUGCAAACCUAGUCCACUGCAGCAGGGUUAACUUGAAGUUUCAUUGUUAAUGGAUCAGACUAUAUAAAGACUAUAAAAAGUAGAAAUUAGAUCAAAACGCAGUAGAAUGCUUUAUUAUGGAUGGGACAUGGAAAGGAGACAGAUUACUGUGUCCUAAAAAUAAGAAGAAAUUAAAGGGGGAAAGUAUAAAGAUCUAUACAACUUCCUAACUUGCCUUGUUUGAAUUGUUGCAGCUUUAACAGCAUAGUGUCUCCAUAACUGCUUCUAUAAAUGUCUUGAAACUGGUAAGCACUAACCAAAUGUAUGUGAAGACUUAGAAAGUAUUUCAAGCUUUUCAGCCACUGAAGUUCAUAUAUUCCUGCAGUGGCUUGUGGCAAAAGAUCUCUUUUGGUUUACCGCGUACAAUAUUUGUUUGUCCAGCCACUUAAUGUAAAAGCUUACAGUUUACUUUCUCGCUUGCUUUAGCCUGUUUGUCUUGACCCAACUGGCUUGCAAAUAUAAAAACGAGUUUCACUGAGCAACUGCACUACUUUUCUUUUGGAAGCCAGUGGGAUCAUUGUGCUCAUGCUACUGUCUCUGUUAAAGAAAGCUUUAAUGGAAAUUUGUGCAAGUAUUCUGAAGGUGAAGAAGUGUGUGGUUCUACUUUACAGAGUAAUCAAAAUAUCAGUUCAUACAGCUUUAAAUUUUUGUACCUUCUGAAAAUCCACAGAAUUUUAAUCUGCACUGUGGCUGACGUCGAUUCCGUGCUAGGUACAGACUGCAUUUUAAAUUCCCUUGCAGGAGCUCCUCAUGUAAAGUAGAAUCCGUGAACGCUGGUGUAUGGGGGCUGGGGGUAGUUAUCUGUGCAUUACACAUUAAAGAUGUCUGUAGCCAUCAGCACCAAAUACCAACGCUGCUUUCUCAUUGUACAACUAGAGGUGCAUUUAUUUGAAAAUAAAUCAGCCUUCAACUCUAACGUUUAGAUUAUCCUAUACCACUUCACUUAUUUGAUUUGAAGAGUCAUUGUGUGAAUACAUUACUGUAAGGUUUCUUUUCAGUGCUAUUUUUAAACUUUCGUUUCUGUAGAUAAGCAAAUGUUACUUGUUUAUAUUCAGUCACUUUUUGGAUCCUUAGGUAGAAUAUAUAAGCAGGAUACAUGAAUCUGCUUGCAAUAAAUAUAAACAAACAAGACUGGUUUAAGUUUGCUCACGAGUAAUUAAAAUAAUUCUACUGUUAAUAUGGUUUCAUAUUAGUCUGUAAUAAAAUGUAAGUAGACAACAGAAAA